UUGACGCGCAAUGAGUGGGUGCACACCUAUUAAAAGGAUAUCUAACAUAGCAAAGAAGGAUGUUCUUGCAAUCAAAUAAUGCAAUGGACGUUCCGUGCUUUAUUGUGYUCACUAUCGGUCUUAUCGUCCAGUAACUUGACGUAGUUUAUUCAUUUACAGACCCACAUCAGAGCAGUGUACAUGUUGCUWUUUCUUUAUUGACUUAAGCGCUCGUGACAGGAUCUAAACAGGUGCAGCCCUAUAGUUUCCUGUUUUGUGCUGGAUCGAUAACCGCUUUAAAAGAAAUAAAGAUAUCUAGAGUCAUCACUUGUCCUCCAAAUCCAACAGCUCAACUAAGAAGAAAUAUCUACACGGCAUGAACAACUCAAGCAACAGCCCAAUAAAAACCUUCGCAGACCAGUUUCGCAUUGGUACAUCAAUGUUUUCUGUUCUCUUGAUUGUGGGAACAAUAUUCGGGAAUUCACUGGUGAUCGCUGCGUUCGUAACAUUCUCUCGACUUCGAACAGCUACCAAUUAUUUCGUGGUGUCUCUAGCUGUAACUGAUCUCUGUGUAGCGGUGUUCUCUAUGCCUGUCUUGGUAGCGUAUGUUUUAACGGGUCCUUCCUGGGUUCUUGGAGAUCUACUGAAUCAGAUMUGGACUGUCAUGGAUGUAUUGUCUGGUACAGCCUCAAUAGCCAAUYUAGUGGCAAUCAGUCUAGACAGAUGCCUUUGUAUUAACAAGCCUCUYAUGUAUUACCAGUAUAUUACAACUACCCGUGUGCAAAUCGGCAUUGUUGUCAUCUGGGUAUACUCCGUUACCAUGGCAAUUACCAGCUACUUUAUGCGACCUUACCGAGUUUUCAAUUUCGUUGCAUCGGUGAUGUACUUUUGGGUUCCUCUUUUGAUCAUCAUCACAGCUUACUCGAUCGUCUUCAGGGUAGCACUACAACAAGUCAGGCGGAUUAGCGUGGCCAACGUGGAACCUUCACAACGAAGCUCUAGUUUACAUCAAAGAUACAGCUUCGUCCGUGAGUUUAAAGCUGCGAAAACUCUUGCUGUCGUAGUGGGUGCUUUUGUAAUUUGCUGGCUUCCAUUUGUGGURAUCAACGCGAUUUACAGCAUAUGCGAUGAUUGUCCGUACAUAAGCACAAUCCCUAUUCUAGUUACCAAAUGGAUGCAUUAUGGGAACUCUCUGCUAAACCCACCGAUAUACGGGUUUUUGAACAAGGACUUUCGCGUUGCAUUUAAACACCUCAUUUGCUGCAAAGAAAUUGCAUAUAGGGGMGAUCAAUUUACAGAGAAUGCAAACGGUAAAACACGCAUUGUUCCUAAUACAGUAGAACUGCAUAUUGUUAACCAGGCUUAAUCAAAUAGAAUACUAAAUAGAUGGGAUCUGAAAUAAGUGAACUCAAUGUCAAAUACAGACAGAUUAUAGAAGUGGGAAAAAAAUAUKUUUUCCAGCUCGAGUCAGUGUUGCAUCUGCUUAUCCUCCMCCMAAAAAAUCGUCKGAAAAGGUUAAGUGUAUUUUGUGCGCCAGCCUAAAAAGACAGCAYUUGGGAAUAUACAAUGRUCAUAGGUAUAUUUUAUUAGAUCUGCAUUCGGGAAAAGGCGUCAGAGGAGAGGACUGCGUGGGAGUGAAUAAGGYCGUCAUGGGCUACGAACUCRUUAGUGACAAUAGCUAGCCUCAGGGGCGAUUAAAAUAUUUGUUGCAAAGCACUAUUGGAUCUCAUUAUGAAAUUCUGUUGUGUGAUCAUUCACUGAAAUUGAAAAGGAGGCGAACACGGCUUAUUUUCCGUGAUUCUCUUUAUACAUUAAAYCUUACAAAGCACAAUGUUGUUUGGUUACAGUCAGAGUCGCAUACAGCUAGGAAUAGAGAGAUGGCAUACCUUAUCGGACCGACAUUGCAAGGACCAUUGAUAUCGAAUAAAAUAAUGUUUGAAUCUAAGGUAGCAGUAUUGGUGCGGUCAAUCAACUACUGAAAUCCAGACAUUAUUAUAAAACUGAAAUUUGAAUGACUUUCUUUUGCAUCGUCAAUGAACUUGCACGAAUUGUUUACGAAUAUAAACAUUAUCAUUACUAAAAAUAAAUGAGUCCUCUGCGUUUACUAGUGAUAUUUUUAAUACCGAGCUUUCGGCCUAAGCGGCCAUUAUCAAGGUAGAGUACAMGUAAGAUUUUAAACAACGCAAAAAACGGAAAGCGCGUGAGGAAACAUAGCAAUACAGCGCGAGCUGUUCAUUCUGAUUGAUAAAAGCCGUUUAUUAAAUCGUGACAGGCAGCAUUUAAACAUCUUAUGGGUUUUGCCUCGCGAUGUGUCAUCUCGAACAGUUUCAUGGAAAGAGGAUCAUUUUUGUUCAUUCCGGAUCACGGAAAAAUAGUAUUGCGUAUAGGAGUUCAUUAUGAUGUCUUAGUCCUCAGAUAGAUUUCCUUCAUGAUGUAACUCACAUGAAUGCUAUUAAUUCGAUAAUAAAUUCUUUUAAAUGCUA
Molecule: messenger RNA, 2462 nt
Organism: Exaiptasia diaphana
Lineage: Eukaryota; Metazoa; Cnidaria; Anthozoa; Actiniaria; Aiptasiidae
Product: octopamine receptor-like
Exons: 2
Coding region: 356-1345 (329 amino acids)
Biological process (GO): adenylate cyclase-activating adrenergic receptor signaling pathway
Cellular component (GO): membrane
Molecular function (GO): G protein-coupled receptor activity
Source: RefSeq, a predicted model, not a curated record